Messenger RNA from Anopheles maculipalpis, 1560 nucleotides. Its product is annotated as cytochrome P450 4C1-like. The transcript is spliced from 8 exons. Lineage: Eukaryota; Metazoa; Arthropoda; Insecta; Diptera; Culicidae. The coding region runs from base 1 to 1560 and encodes 519 amino acids. The record is from RefSeq and is a predicted model, not a curated record. Gene Ontology annotation, molecular function: iron ion binding; monooxygenase activity; oxidoreductase activity, acting on paired donors, with incorporation or reduction of molecular oxygen.
AUGUUGACCGGCGAAAUGGUCCCUCUCAUUCAGCUAGCACUGUUUGUGAUUACUCUAGUCCCUCUUUUGAGAUGGCUCAAAAAAAGGCUGCAACUGCAGAGUGUGAUGGACAAAAUACCCGGUCCCAAGGCUUACCCAGUGAUUGGAACGAUGCAUUCCUUCAUAGGAAAAAAGUCCGAAGAAAUAUUCUACAUAAUUGAUCAACGCACCCGAACCUACCCGGGAAUUCAUCGCAUCUGGAACGGCUCGACACCGGAGGUACGCAUUAAUAAGGCAGAGUACGUGGAAAAGCUCAUCUCCUCCAGCCGGCACAUCGAGAAGUCAACGAUGUAUAAAUAUCUCUCGGCCUGGCUCGGUCAGGGUCUGCUAACCUCAAAAGAUGAUCGAUGGUUUCAGCACCGACGGCUUAUAACGCCCACGUUCCACUUCAACAUACUGGACGGGUUCUGUGAGGUGUUUGCGGAGCAUGGCCAGCUGCUGGUGGAGAAGCUGUCGGAAAGCGUCGCUAGUGGCAAGCAACCGAUCAACGUGUACCCGUUCAUCACGAAGGCAGCGCUGGAUAUCAUUUGCGAGACGGCAAUGGGUGUGAAGGUGAACGCACAAACUAGUGGCCAGGAUAAUCCGUACGUGGCGGCUGUGUAUGACUUGAGCGCAAUGAUUCAGCACCGCAUAGUAAGGCCCUGGCUUCAUCCGGACUUUAUCUGGAGUAGGUCGCGCGCUGGCCAACAGUACCACCGUGCCGUAGCGGAAGUGCACGGAUACUCGAGCAAAGUGAUACGAGAGCGUCGUGCCGAGUUGAAGCAACGGUCAGCGGCUGCAGGUAAGGUGGAAGAAAUCGAGGGUGGCCGGAAGCGCCGACUCGCCUUUCUGGAUAUGCUGCUCGAAAGCACCGAGCAGAGCAACCUGCUCAGUGACGAGGAUGUCCGGGAGGAGGUCGACACGUUUAUGUUCGAGGGACACGAUACGACAACCGCUGGCAUGUGUUGGGCGUUGUUUCUGCUCGCACUUCAUCCGGAAAUUCAGCAUCAGGUUCAGCAGGAAAUUGAUUCGAUCUUUGACGGUGACUCGGACCGGGCACCGUCGAUGCGGGACCUAAACGAGAUGAAGCUGCUCGAACGGUGCCUCAAGGAGACAUUGCGGCUGUACCCAUCUGUGUCCUUUUUCGGUCGCACACUGAGCGAAGACAUCCAGUUCGGCGGUUAUCACGUCCCGGCUGGUACGAUUGUCGGUGUGCAUGCGUACCACGUGCAUCGGGACGAGCGGUUCUUUCCCGAUGCGGAAAAAUUCGACCCGGACCGAUUCCUGCCGGAGCAGACGGAAACCCGACACCCGUACGCGUACAUCCCGUUCAGUGCGGGACCACGGAACUGCAUCGGUCAGAAGUUUGCAAUGCUCGAGGAGAAGAGCGUCGUAUCGUCCAUCUUGCGUCGGUUUACGGUCCGGUCGGCGAGGACACGCACGGAACAGUUGAUCCAGCACGAGCUCAUCACACGGCCGAAGGAUGGAAUUUCGUUGUACUUUGAGCCGAGAAGCGGUGUGAAGACUGGUAGGCAGGGCUAG